UGUCCCUUUAAGGUUUGCUUCUACAGCCCGUGGACUUUAGCCUAAACACGGACCCGCGAAGCUGGCUUUAUUUGUCCAUGUCUCGGACAGAGCCUGGGAAGCUGCCAGUGAGAUUUCAGAGACCAAGAGCGCGCAGGGGCGGGCGAUGUGGCAAUCCGUCUGGGAUGUGAAAAGCGUGGAGCGCACUUAGAGGCAUUCGACGAAAACACAGGAAAUCACUCCUCUCCCGCUCCUGGGCGCCGCUGCCACUGGGGCAGAGGACUGGGAACCGCGGCAGCGGGCUGAGUGGCCCAGCCAGAGCGCGCAGCUCCCGCGCCCGAUCCUGCCAGGUCCUGCCCUGCGAACCAGCGCGGCCCCCUGGCGCUGAGGCCGCUCCGGCCAUGGCCCCUCGGCCCCGCGCCCGCCCAGGGGUCGCUGUCGCCUGCUGCUGGCUCCUCACUGUUGUUCUACGCUGCUGCGUACCAUUCAAUGUUGAUGUGAAAAAUUCAAUGACUUUCAGUGGCCCAGUGGAAGAUAUGUUUGGAUAUACUGUUCAACAAUAUGAAAAUGAAGAAGGAAAAUGGGUGCUUAUUGGUUCUCCUUUAGUUGGCCAACCCAAAAACAGAACUGGAGAUGUCUACAAGUGUCCAGUUGGGAGAGGUGAAUCAUUACCUUGUGUAAAGUUGGAUCUACCAGUUAAUACAUCGAUUCCCAAUGUCACAGAAGUAAAAGAGAACAUGACAUUUGGAUCAACUUUAGUCACCAACCCAAAUGGAGGAUUUUUGGCAUGUGGGCCCUUAUAUGCCUAUAGAUGUGGACAUUUGCAUUACACAACUGGAAUCUGUUCUGACGUCAGCCCCACAUUUCAAGUCGUGAAUUCCAUUGCCCCUGUAAGAGAAUGCAGCACUCAACUGGACAUAGUCAUAGUGUUAGAUGGUUCCAACAGUAUUUACCCGUGGGACAGUGUUACAGCUUUUUUAAAUGACCUUCUUGAAAGAAUGGAUAUUGGUCCUAAACAGACACAGGUUGGAAUUGUACAGUAUGGAGAAAACGUGACCCAUGAGUUCAACCUCAAUAAGUAUUCUUCCACCGAAGAGGUACUUGUUGCAGCAAAGAAAAUAGUCCAGAGAGGUGGCCGCCAGACUAUGACAGCUCUUGGAAUAGACACAGCAAGAAAGGAGGCAUUCACGGAAGCCCGGGGUGCCCGAAGAGGAGUUAAAAAAGUCAUGGUUAUUGUGACGGAUGGAGAGUCCCAUGACAAUCAUCGACUGAAGAAGGUCAUUCAAGACUGUGAAGAUGAAAACAUUCAACGGUUUUCCAUAGCUAUUCUUGGCAGCUAUAACCGAGGAAAUUUAAGCACUGAAAAAUUUGUGGAGGAAAUAAAAUCAAUUGCAAGCGAACCCACUGAAAAACAUUUCUUCAAUGUCUCUGAUGAAUUGGCUCUAGUCACCAUUGUUAAAACUCUGGGAGAAAGAAUAUUUGCCCUGGAAGCUACAGCUGACCAGUCAGCAGCUUCAUUUGAAAUGGAAAUGUCUCAGACUGGCUUCAGUGCUCAUUAUUCACAGGACUGGGUCAUGCUUGGAGCAGUAGGAGCCUAUGAUUGGAAUGGAACAGUUGUCAUGCAGAAGGCUAGUCAAAUCAUCAUCCCUCGAAACACAACCUUUAAUGUUGAGUCUACCAAAAAGAAUGAACCGCUUGCUUCUUAUUUAGGUUACACUGUAAACUCUGCUACUGCUUCUUCUGGAGAUGUGCUCUAUAUUGCUGGACAGCCUCGGUACAAUCAUACAGGCCAGGUCAUUAUCUACAGGAUGGAAGAUGGAAACAUCAAAAUUCUCCAGACACUCAGUGGAGAACAGAUUGGUUCCUACUUUGGCAGUAUUUUAACAACAAUUGACAUUGACAAAGAUUCUAACACUGACAUUCUUCUAGUCGGAGCCCCUAUGUACAUGGGAACAGAGAAAGAGGAGCAAGGAAAAGUGUAUGUGUAUGCUCUCAAUCAGACAAGGUUUGAAUAUCAAAUGAGCCUGGAACCUACUAAGCAGACAUGCUGUUCAUCUCGGCAGCACAAUUCAUGCACAAAAGAAAACAAAAAUGAGCCUUGCGGGGCUCGUUUUGGAACUGCUAUUGCUGCUGUAAAAGACCUCAAUCUUGAUGGAUUUAAUGACAUCGUGAUAGGAGCUCCGCUGGAAGAUGAUCACGGGGGAGCUGUGUACAUUUAUCAUGGAAGUGGCAAGACUAUAAGGAAAGAGUAUGCACAACGUAUUCCAUCAGGUGGGGAUGGUGAGACACUGAAAUUUUUUGGCCAGUCUAUCCACGGAGAAAUGGAUUUAAAUGGUGACGGUCUGACAGAUGUGACUAUUGGGGGCCUUGGUGGUGCUGCCCUCUUCUGGUCCCGAGAUGUGGCCGUAGUUAAAGUGACCAUGAAUUUUGAGCCAAAUAAAGUGAAUAUUCAAAAGAAAAACUGCCAUAUGGAGGGAAAGGAAACAGUAUGCAUAAAUGCUACAGUGUGUUUUGAUGUGAAAUUAAAAUCUAAAGAAGACACGAUUUAUGAAGCUGAUUUGCAGUACCGUGUCACCCUAGAUUCACUAAGGCAAAUAUCACGAAGUUUUUUCUCUGGAACUCAAGAGAGAAAAGUUCAAAGGAACAUCACAGUUCGAAAAUCAGAAUGCACUAAGCACUCCUUCUACAUGUUGGACAAGCAUGACUUUCAGGACUCUGUGAGAAUAACGUUGGACUUCAAUCUUACCGAUCCAGAAAAUGGUCCUGUUCUUGAUGAUUCUCUACCUAACUCAGUACAUGAAUACAUUCCUUUUGCCAAAGAUUGUGGAAACAAGGAAAAAUGUAUCUCGGACCUCAGCCUGCAUGUCGCCACCACAGAAAAGGACCUGCUAAUUGUCCGGUCCCAGAAUGAUAAGUUCAAUGUUAGCCUCACAGUCAAAAAUACAAAGGACAGUGCCUACAACACCAGGACAAUAGUGCAUUAUUCUCCAAAUCUAGUUUUUUCUGGAAUUGAGGCUAUCCAAAAAGACAGUUGUGAAUCUAAUCAUAAUAUCACGUGUAAAGUUGGAUAUCCCUUCCUGAGAAAAGGAGAGAUGGUAACUUUCAAAAUAUUGUUUCAGUUUAACACAUCCUAUCUCAUGGAAAAUGUGACCAUUUAUUUAAAUGCAACAAGCGACAGUGAAGAACCUCCUGAAACCCUUUCUGAUAAUGUAGUAAACAUUUCUAUCCCAGUAAAAUAUGAAGUUGGACUACAGUUUUACAGCUCUGCAAGCGAAUACCACAUUUCAAUUGCUGUCAAUGAGACAGUCCCUGAAGUUAUUAAUUCUACGGAGGACAUUGGAAAUGAAAUCAAUAUCUUCUACCUGAUUAGAAAAAGUGGAUCUUUUCCAAUGCCAGAACUUAAGCUGUCAAUUUCAUUCCCCAAUAUGACAUCAGAUGGUUAUCCUGUGCUGUACCCAACUGGAUUGUCAUCUUCUGAUAAUGCAAACUGCAGACCCUAUAUCUUUGAGGAUCCUUUCAGUAUAGACUCUGGAAAGAAAAUGACUACAUCAACUGACCAUCUCAAACAAGGCACAAUUCUGGACUGCAAUCCAUGUAAAUUUGCUACCAUCACAUGUAAUCUCACUCCUUCUGACAUGAGCCAAGUGAAUGUUUCACUCAUCUUGUGGAAACCAACUUUUAUAAAAUCAUAUUUUUCCAGCUUAAAUCUUACUAUAAGGGGAGAACUUCGGAGUGAAAAUAAAUCACUGGUUUUAAGUAGCAGCAAUCAAAAAAGAGAGCUUGCUAUUCAAAUAUCCAAAGAUGGGCUACCGGGCAGAGUGCCAUUAUGGGUCAUCCUGCUGAGUGCUUUUGCUGGAUUAUUGCUGUUAAUGCUGCUCAUUUUAGCACUGUGGAAGAUUGGAUUCUUCAAAAGACCACUGAAAAAGAAAAUGGAGAAAUGAAAUAUUUUACAAAAGAAAAUAAUAACAAUUAUUCAAUAAUCUAUCCUCAGGUUUGCCUCAAAUAUGUGACAAGAAAUGUAUAAUUCAUGACAUAGUCAUAUAACUAUGUAAUCCAUCAGGGAUUCAUUAUUUGGAAAAUGACAAGUCAUGCAUUAUCCAAAAACAAUACCAAAAAGACAUAAUUUAUAAAAUGAUAAAAAAUAUUUUACAUAAUUACUCAUUUUUGUUGAGUAAGCAAAAUUACAAAGUGUUUUUAAAAAAUGCUGUACAAAUAUGUUUAUGUAUUAAAUCACCAUCCAAAACAUUUAAGGAAUACAUAAGAAGAUUGUUAUGAUCAUGGAAACAUCUAUUUUCAAAACAAUAUAAAUUAAGCUUUUCCCCUUGAUUCCUGUUGGAUAUCCGUGUUCAGCAUGACAGUCAGCACUUGUAAAUGCCAAGAAAAGAAUUACCUGAAAAAGAUCAUUUCUCCCGAUCCAAAUGAGAACAUUUUCCCUUGGUAGAAUCCAUAUACAAUAUGGACUGAAAAUUAAGUCACAAAGAAUACAUUUAGCAUCUUUGUGUUGGAUUCUAUACCUAAAAAGUUUCCUCCCCACCCCAAGGUGAUUGGAAAGUACUGAAAUUGAGCUGAAAUUUUGUCUAGGAUGGAAAAUCAGUAUAGACUCAUUUAAAAACAAGUAUACUAAAUGGGUUAAAUUAAGCUUUUACAGAAGAUACUUAAUUUUGAUAUUGAGCUCUAAAUGCAAAACUCUUUUAUACUGAAAAAACACUUAAAGCAGUUUUGUGUGGCAUCACAGUGAUUUGUCAUGAAAAGCCAUAUAUGGGGGACAUGCUAAAAUGGCUUCUGAAUGAAACAUGACAGCAGAGAAAGAUGCCACUGAAAUGCUGAGAUUAUCUUUACUGAGCAGCUUUUGAAUGCUAAGGGUUCCAGUAUGUGACCCAAAGAAGGAGUUGUCUCAACUUCUUGGUACAUGGUUCAUUCAAACCCCCAAGCUGUGAGAUUAUGUUUAUUUUUAAUUUUUUAAAAGGUAUUUAAUUUCCAACCACAUUUCUUAUUUUUGUGAAAAGACAGUAUUCCAUUUCAGUAUUACAUUUUACCAAGAAGUCACGGCUUUUAAAGUGCAGUGCAUCAAUAUUUAAAUAAAAUCCCAGAAAUAUAUUUUAAAGAAUUUCAGGUUUGAAAACUCAAACCAACAGAAAGAUAUCACACCUUUGUAUGUGCUUCUUUGUUCUUGAAGUAGUCAUUAUGGUUCAUUGGAAUCUACUGUAGCAUAAGCUCCUAGGUUGCUCCAUUUCUUAGGAAAAUAGCAAUGAAUGAAUGUAUAGUAGCUGCAUGUGUGAACUACUGCUGACAUUUCUGCAAAAUUUUUUUUUGCUGACAUUUCUGCAAAAAUGUUUGCUGACAUUUCUGCAAAAACUCCAUUUCUCCACCUGAUUUACCAGAACCUGUAACAAGACCAGAACAUGUAUUUAUCCAGAAACUCCUGGGGUCUGUUUUGUUCAAACAGGAGCAAAUCCACAAAGAAAUUAAAUGUUAUAAAUUUAUUUUUUUCAAACUAAUUUUCAAAGAAUUUAGCUGAAGAUUCAGAGUCAGCCUACCUCUUGACUCUGCACAUCUGCAUCUAAGAUCCUAAAGGUCAAAGGGAUGUGCCUGUGGGAUGCCAAAGCCAUCAGUAGCUGGAAGAAAGAAUACCUCUUUUUAGAGGUUUCGUGUCCUCUUGCUAGCCUGUCAUUAUUCGGAAAUAUGUGCUUUUGGAAUUUCCUUCAUUUUCGCUAUCUCCAGGUUCAGAAAUCAUACCUUCCACUUGUUCUUUAUUUGCACAGUAGAACUCAGGGUUUCUCUUAUUCAGAGUUACCAUGUUGCACACCCCCAGUGUUCAGCCUGCCCAGAAGCCCUGCUCUGAUCUCAGCAAGUUCUUAGUAGUAAAGCUAAUGGAUCCAUUGAAAUUCAUACUCAGCAUUUGUGACUACUAGACAAAGCCCAUUUACUGAACCAUUAGUCUGCACUUUUAAACUAAAUUGUUAACUGAAAGGUAAAAAAUAUAAAUGAGGGCAUUUUGAAGUUUUUAGAAAAGAGAGGAAGAGCUGUUAGCCAGAUCAGAGAUACUUACAAGCCUGGCACAAUUUUUAACAUAAGUCAUUCCUGGUUAUUAAGUAAAUUAUUUCAUGAACCAGAAGUCCUGUUUCUCUAAUAUUAAAAUUUGUUAAGGUUUGUGUGUAUGUGUGUGUGUGCAUGUGCAGACACAUGUACACAUAUAAAUUGAAUACAAAAAUAGCUCGAUAACACCAAAAAACAGAGUUUACAGAAAAUAAACACAAAAGCUAUACCUGCAAGACAAGUUUGAUUCAUCUACUUCUCAUAUAGUUUCAUUUUUAUUAAUAUUUAGGUUUAACUUAUAGUUCUACAAUUAUUUAAAAAACAAGUUCAGAGCAUUUAAUUUAAAAAAGUCAACAAAUGUUUCAAAAUAGCUUUGUACAAAUGUUAUAAAACAUAUUUAAUAAUUAAGAAAUAUACUAGACUCUAUCAUUUACUUUUAAAACAUUUAAUUAGAAAAUUAUAUUUAAGACUAUUUAUAAACUUAUUGGCUAAAUUGCCAAAAACUUUCUUUUUCUCUAACUUUGGUAUUCUAAAUAAUUGAUUAUUGCUCCCAUUGCAAACUGAACCAUGUAUGCACUCUCUUUUCUGACCAAACUACAAUGGUAUAUUGGUAAAUUAUUUAACAACACACUGUCCAGGAAGGAACGGAAGUCUCUGAUUUGUAUCAUUUGCCAAUUUCCAUGGUCUAAAUAUUCUCUCUUCAUUUUCAAACUACCAAAGUGACCCUAAUCAGCUUACAAAAUUCUUGAAAAUGCAUCUGCCAGCUCUUACCAAGCAGUGUGAGCUGACUUCAGCACACCACUGAGACAGAUUACACAAUAGAUAGAUUAGAUAGAUAGAUAGACAGACAGAUAGACAGACAGAUAGAGACUGAUAGAGAACAUAUUGUGUCUAUAUAAAUAUCCAAUGACACACAGUAUGAUCAUAUUUUAAAUUAUGCCAAAAGUACUGAUUAUAUCAAGUCCAGUAGACAUAAUGCUACACAACACCCAUUCUUUAAUUUUGAUUUCUAAAAUUAUAACCUUCUUUUGAUAUUAAUAAAAUGUUACGAACUUGCAGGAGAAGGAAGGAGUUGAAAGAAGGAAAAUACAAAGGGUGAUCCACAGUGAAAAUCAGACCUACACAGCAGCCACAAAAAAAUUGUCUCAUUUUCACAAGGAAUCCAGAGUCCAGUGAGACACAUUACAAAAGAUGAUACUUUGUAAAUAUUUUUAACUUCUGUGAUCAAAUUUCAACUUCAUUGGUCCAAUGUGUCAAGCUAUUUUCCUCUGAGCACUAGAUUCAUGGGCAAUUUAAUCUCUGAAUAUUUUCUGUGUCAUAAGUGUGCUUGAAAAGAGGCUUGUAGUAAAGAGAUAUUUUUACAAAAUUUGAUGCUUCUGCAGCCAUAAUAAUUUUAUCUAUAAAUGCAUAUAUACACAUAUAUACAUACACUCACAUGUAGAUAUUUACAUAUAUGGAUGUUCUCUUUUCCUUUUAUAAAAUCAAAGUCUAGGUUCAAUUAGAAAAUGGAAAUAUUUACACCAAAAGAAAAAAGUGCCAUUGUUGUAAUCAACGGAGUAAAGCUGGGGUAUAGGAGAGGCUGGGGAAGCCCUGCCCAUGUUCUCUCCAAGGCCACAGCUUGCACACUGUGAGUGGUGGCCCCGCUGGCUCCAUGGAGUGUGCCUUCACACAGGGGAAUGUCCUUGUCCAACACGCUACAAUCUACUCCAUGGGAACUGACUGUCUUGCUUUUCACAAAAUUGAGAAACAGGCCCAGAGCCUGUCUCAUGUGCCAGGUGCAGUCACAUUAUUGUUCAAAUAAAGUGGCUUCUGACAAAUCAGUUUUUCAAAAUAGCAUCCUAUAUACUCUUCAUUUCUUCCAACAACUCUCAGGCCCCCUUUUGCCAGUUUUCUCCCACAGGGGAGAUUUUCAAGACUACCGGAGAAAAAUCUGUUAAUAAAGCAUUUGCUCUGA
This is a messenger RNA of Piliocolobus tephrosceles (Ugandan red Colobus), 7969 nucleotides long. It is a transcript of the gene ITGA1, whose product is annotated as integrin subunit alpha 1. Gene Ontology annotation, biological process: cell adhesion mediated by integrin; integrin-mediated signaling pathway; cell-cell adhesion. Gene Ontology annotation, molecular function: integrin binding. Gene Ontology annotation, cellular component: external side of plasma membrane; integrin complex. The record is from RefSeq and is a predicted model, not a curated record. NCBI's taxonomy places the organism in Eukaryota, Metazoa, Chordata, Mammalia, Primates, Cercopithecidae. The transcript is spliced from 29 exons. Bases 381 to 3920 code for a protein of 1179 amino acids.